This is a messenger RNA of Schizosaccharomyces japonicus yFS275, 970 nucleotides long. RefSeq names its product DNA-directed RNA polymerase I. NCBI's taxonomy places the organism in Eukaryota, Fungi, Ascomycota, Schizosaccharomycetes, Schizosaccharomycetales, Schizosaccharomycetaceae. The record is from RefSeq and is a predicted model, not a curated record. Gene Ontology annotation, molecular function: DNA binding; DNA-directed RNA polymerase activity; RNA-directed RNA polymerase activity. Gene Ontology annotation, cellular component: nucleus; RNA polymerase I complex; RNA polymerase III complex. The coding region runs from base 118 to 753 and encodes 211 amino acids. Gene Ontology annotation, biological process: RNA-templated transcription; transcription by RNA polymerase III; tRNA transcription by RNA polymerase III. The transcript is spliced from 3 exons.
UAACCACCAAAAAAAAACAGUUAGGUUGUGCCAACUUUUCACCGCUUCAACCGUCAAGUGCAGUUCACCGACAGCAGUGCGUUUCAUCGCCAUUCUUUCCUCUUCGUUUGCUUGAACAUGUCGUCGUCCGAAGAAAGAAACAUCGUGAAGGUGUUCCGUGUGUGGAAAACCGUUCAUCAGCUGGUUCACGACAGAGGUUAUGCCGUGUCUCAGUCAGAGUUGGAACUCACCUUGGAUCAAUUCAGAGCUAUGCACUGCGGAAUGGGUCGUAAUUUGGAUCGUUCCACCUUGAGUUUUUACGCAAAGCCUCCACCCGGAUCUGACAAGGGUACAAUUUACGUCGAAUUUGCCAAGGAACCAUCAGUUGGUAUCAAGGAAAUGCGUACUUUUGUUCACACCCUUGGCGAUCAUAACCACAAGACCGGAAUCUUGAUUUAUGCCAACAAUAUGACUCCUAGUGCUACCAAAAUUAUCUCCACAGUUACCGGCCAAUUCACAAUUGAAACAUUCCAAGAGAGCGAUUUAAUUGUCAACAUCACACACCACGAAUUGGUGCCCAAGCACGUUCUUCUAACCCCUGAAGAGAAAAAAGAACUUUUGGACCGUUACAAGUUGCGUGAAACACAACUCCCACGUAUCCAAAUGGCCGAUCCUGUCGCCCGUUACUUGGGUUUGAAGCGUGGACAAGUCGUCAAGAUUGUCCGUAGAAGUGAAACCAGUGGCCGUUACAAUAGUUAUCGGAUCUGUGCUUAAAGUACAAAAAGCAUUUUGCUUCUCCUCUGCAUGCAUAUGUUAAAGGCGUGCAUGUAUGCAAGCAUCAGCGGGUCAAGAAAAAAAGAAGAGGAAAAAGCUCUCAAUCUGCUCCUGUCGAUCGAGUUUUGCAGGAGGUCAGUUUUGUCAAUACCAUAAUUAGUGAAGUUUAAAGUCUCUAAAAGGUUAUACUUGUCAUUAAAGGAACAUUAAAGUGGGA